This is a messenger RNA of Ilyonectria robusta, 2247 nucleotides long. RefSeq lists its product as uncharacterized. The coding region runs from base 1 to 2247 and encodes 748 amino acids. The transcript is spliced from 3 exons. Lineage: Eukaryota; Fungi; Ascomycota; Sordariomycetes; Hypocreales; Nectriaceae. The record is from RefSeq and is a predicted model, not a curated record.
AUGUUGAACAUCAUUCCCCCCUUCGCCGGUGUGCCGCCAAAACCACCGGUUCCCAUGCCCGACAUGUCGGCCUUUGGUGCUAUGGGGAUGGUCUCGGCCGACACGCCUUUUGGACCCAUGGUGUAUCCUAUGUUUCCGCCGCAGAUGCCUCCUCCUAUGAUGAGCCCGGAUACUCCAAAUGGCAUGACUAAUGGGCAUUCUCCGGUACUGACAAAUGGCCAUGCGCCAGCCAAGGGCGACAAGCCAGCUCUCAAGGUCGGCACUUGCUGUGGCGGUGGUAGCAAUGUUGUUGCAUCUCCUCCCCCGACCGCCUCUUGCUGUAGUGGUGGCGGGAGCAACGGUGUCGCGUCCCUCCCUCCGACUACCCAGUCCUCGACGACGGUACCGAGCCCAACUGUUCCAAGCGAGAGGAAGACCAAGAGCUGCUGCUCUUCUGGAACCAGCUCACCAAAGGCCGAUGCGAAAACCGACGUGUUGCCCACAUCCGAAGUCCCCACGCCGAACGGCCUCAUCAUGUCCCCCUACCAAGCGCCCAUGGUCAUGCCGAAUGGCAUGUACCCGUACUACCCCCAGCCAACCAUUUUUACCUACCCGCCUCAGUAUGGCUCCUAUCUACAACCUCUCCAACCCGAACAGUGGCGACAAGUUAUGGCUUCGAUGACAUUUGCCGCACCGGGCACAAUGCCUGCUCCGUUUGCCAUGCCUAACGCCGUACCAUACCAACCUCAGGGUCCGCCUCAGUCAGCCGCUAGUACAUCUCACUCAGCCGCUGGCACCUCCCACCAGUGCACCUGUGGCGAAGGUUGCCAGUGCGUCGGAUGCGCAGCGCACCCAUACAACGAGGCGACCCAGAAUUAUGUGCGGUCCGCGUGGGAGAGCAUGCUGGAUGAACCUCACAGCGCCGGAGGACAUGCCCAUGGAGACCACGCCCAUACCCACGUCAACGGCCAUGGCCCUAGAAGUAACGGGUCGUCGACCCCCAUCGAAACUUUGAAUCUUGACGGCAUACCAGUGGUUGGCUCGGCUGAGGGCACGAAGUCGCCAACCGCUCCGCAAACACCCUCAGACGCGGCCUCGGGGAUGAGUGAUGAACAAGCACUCUCGGCCAGUGAUUUCUUCUUCCUUCACCUGACUUAUUCAAUGGACCACCGGCAUAAUUCUAGCCACCGGGAGCCCCGUCGCGAGCAUCGUUCGCGCGAAUGGAGUGAAAGGGGAAGCCAGGAUCGCGACUCACGUCCAAGGGAUUCGCGCUCGCGCUCUCCCAAGCGAGCCAAGACGUCUUCAUCGCGACGCGAUAGGCCUUCAGAAGAGUCGAGUCGUCACCACAAAUCAUCAAAACAUCGCUCUUCUCACAGGCACCGUGAACAUGCCAGCCGCACAGCCGAUGCGAGGGUGAGCGCCGACUUGCCGUUUUCGGCCAGACAGUUGUCCAAGCUCGACUUGGAGACUUUUGAGCCGGUGUUCGCCAACUACCUCAGUCUCCAGAAGCAGAAGGAAAUUGAGGACAUGGAUGACCGAGAGGUCAAGGGCAGGUGGAAGAGUUUUGUGGGGAAGUGGAAUCGGGGUGAGCUGGCUGAGGGAUGGUAUGACCCGGAGAUGUUUGCGAGGGCCACUGCCGAGGACUCGGGGUACUCCCGAAGGACGUAUUUGAAGGCCAAGGAUGAUGUGGGACACGACAUGGACAACGACAUGGAUAACGACAAUGGAGAGCAAAAGCGGGAUGGUAGCGACGAAGAUGACGACUAUGGGCCUGUCCUUCCUACCUCAGCCUCUAACCGCCGCUCCGGCCCCGGCAUCCCUACGCUCCAGGACCUCUCCCUCCGAGCCGAGCUGGACGAAGAGGACAAGGAAGCCUCCAUCGCCGCUCUGCGCGAAGCCCGCAAGGCCGAUCGGACCCUCCAGAAGGAGCGCCUUGACGAGCUGGUCCCCCGCGCGGAGGCCGGCACGCGGGAGCGCAAGUUGGAGAAGCGACAGAUGGUCAACGAGAAGAUGCGCUCAUUCCGAGACAAGAGCCCCGGCAUGGAGGCGGGCAACGAGCAGCAGAUCAUGGGCGGCGGCGACUCGAUCGAGGAAUACAAGCGUGCCAAGCAGAACGAGCAGCGGCGCAAGACGGAGCGUGAGAUUCGCCGCGAAGAGGUGGACCGGGCCAAGAGGGAGGAGAUGGAGGAGAGGCGAAAGGCGUGGAAGGAGAGGGAGGAUGGGACGGUAGGGAUGCUGAGGGAACUGGCGCGGCAGCGGUUUGGUUAG